AUGCAGGGGCUCCAGUCAUGGCCUUGCUCGUUUUUCCUCCUCUUGGUUCUGCUCUCUGCCAGCGUUCAGACUGUGUCCUUACCAGGACAGAGGCUACAGAUGCUCCUUUCACGGUUGCUGCCCCUGGAGCCCGAGUCCACACUGGCCGAAGAGGACACAAAGGAGGGGUCCAGCUUUGGGCCUCAGUUGGUCUCCUCCACCCUCCCCUUCCUCCCAUCUGGGGCUAGAGCUGCCCGUUCUUCUCUCUGGCGCAAGACCCUCGCCAGUCGCAAGUGGGCAUUGCCUGGAGAUUGGGCCUGGAAGGCCAUGCCCAGGGGCUGCUUUGGGCUGAAACUGGACCGCAUCGGGACCUUCAGUGGUUUGGGGUGUUAGAUUUGGAGGGGCUCUGAGGUGAGAGGGCCAGCAGUGAGGGGGCUCGAACAAGCGGGCAGGGACAAAGUUAAGGGGAGACUUGAACGCACAGAUAGCGAGCAGAUGGGGGCAGCGGGGCAGGCUGUGGGGCCACCACCUGCCAGCAGCCAGGGCCAGGGC
Messenger RNA from Pipra filicauda (Wire-tailed manakin), 531 nucleotides. Its product is annotated as C-type natriuretic peptide 2-like. Gene Ontology annotation, cellular component: extracellular region. NCBI's taxonomy places the organism in Eukaryota, Metazoa, Chordata, Aves, Passeriformes, Pipridae. Bases 1 to 372 code for a protein of 123 amino acids. The record is from RefSeq and is a predicted model, not a curated record. Gene Ontology annotation, molecular function: hormone activity; hormone receptor binding. The transcript is spliced from 2 exons.